This is a messenger RNA of Chara braunii, 807 nucleotides long. NCBI's taxonomy places the organism in Eukaryota, Viridiplantae, Streptophyta, Charophyceae, Charales, Characeae. The record is from the annotation of a GenBank genome assembly.
UCGGUGAGUAGCUGCGAUACACAAAGGAUCCCGGGGUUUGGAAACUAGCUUAUGGGUACCUCCGGGAUACGAGGGUACGACGAACAUCGGAAGGAUCGAUGCGACUACUCGGAGGCUCUGGUUGAACGGGUGAAGGAGAAGGAGAAGGAGAGCGAAGUUUCAAAAGUCGCCUUGGAGAUGAAGGCCCUCAAAGGGCAACUGGACGAGAUGAGGAAUUUGAAGUAUGAUAUCACCUCACUUAAAGGCUCAAUCUCGAGCCUCCAAACUCCAGCGAGAAGACAGUUCAUCUCACCACGGCAGAUGGUGGAUAACAGGAAGACGCCGGCGAAGCAGAAGAGUACGCCGAGAGUUGAGGAGGCUGGACGAAGCAGAACGAUGAAGAGACCAUUACGAGGAAAGGAUCCGCGAAAGAGCGCCAGGCGCACGUCGGCAAGAAGGAGGAUCCUACAAGGGAAGCAGAUUUCGGAGGAUAUGCUGAGCGCUCUCCAGAUGGAGGAUCUGAAGAAAUUAUGCGUGAUGCACGGGGUCUGGUACAAAAGCAUGUCACAGGCGCGCGUAGCAUUGAGGAAGAUCUCGGGCCUCAUUGUAUCGGACACUGAAGAUCUUCCGGAUAAGAAGGAGACGAGGGGCGAAGCCAGGGGUGGUCGAGCCGGUGACGAUGUUGAAUCCAGCGAAUCAGAGUCUGAAGAUGAAGAAGGGGAUGGUAGUUCGUCUGAAGAAGUUGAGGUAGAAUACUCGGAAGGGCAGGCCACAUCCAAGGAUGUUCAGCCAAAUGGGCACUAGCAGAUAUCGGCAUCCUGUUCGAGU